This is a messenger RNA of Oncorhynchus nerka (sockeye salmon), 1255 nucleotides long. It is a transcript of the gene srsf3b, whose product is annotated as serine and arginine rich splicing factor 3b. The coding region runs from base 168 to 680 and encodes 170 amino acids. NCBI's taxonomy places the organism in Eukaryota, Metazoa, Chordata, Actinopteri, Salmoniformes, Salmonidae. Gene Ontology annotation, cellular component: nuclear speck. Gene Ontology annotation, biological process: mRNA splicing, via spliceosome. The transcript is spliced from 7 exons. The record is from RefSeq and is a predicted model, not a curated record. Gene Ontology annotation, molecular function: RNA binding.
AUAAAGAUUUCCGGUCUCCAUUUUAUUGUAGCUUGCAGAUACAGACAGGCGGUUCGACGAAGGACGGGAAACGAAUCGACUAUCAGUGUUUGUUUUAAAAUACGUUACGUUUCUCAUUCACGUUUGCGGAGUAUCAAUUUUUGUUUUGAAAAUUGAGGCCUGUUGAAAUGGGAGAUCCAGCCAUGCACCGAGAUUGCCCUCUCGACUGCAAGGUCUACGUGGGAAACCUGGGGAACAACGGCAAUAAGACAGAGCUGGAGCGGUCAUUCGGCUAUUAUGGGCCACUUCGCAGUGUCUGGGUAGCUAGGAACCCCCCAGGCUUUGCUUUUGUGGAAUUUGAAGAUCCAAGGGAUGCAACCGACGCAGUGAGAGAACUUGAUGGAAGGACAUUAAGUGGUUCCCGUGUGCGGGUGGAGCUGUCCAAUGGUGAGAAACGCACCCGCAACCGGGGUCCUCCUCCAUCGUGGAGCCGACGUCCUCGAGAUGACCAUCGUGGGCGUCGUGGUAGCCCGCCCGCCAGGCGCAGAUCCCCACGUAGGAGGAGCUUCAGCCGCAGCCGAAGCAGGUCUCUCUCCAGAGACAGGAAGAGGGAGAGAUCUUUGUCCCGGGACAGGAACCACAAACCCUCAAGAUCAUUUUCCCGAUCAAGGAGCCGCUCCAGGUCUACGGAGAGAAAGUAAGGAAAUGCAUGGCAGUAGAGUUUGACGACGAAGAAGAUGAAUGAACUUCUUUUUUUUUUUUACUGAUAUUUUAGCGGUUUCGUUUUUGCUUCUCUGUGACAUGUAAGGUAUCCAAUUCCUCUGUAUUUUGUAAAUAAGUUGGUAUGCAGGUGAAACGCAUGACUAAAAUGGUUGUUAGUCCUGUUAAUGCCAAGACAUACCGUAGUUGUCCACAAGCAGUAUUCCAUUUCAUCAAUCAUUAUAAGCGUUCUCUAUUUGUCCAUGAGUACCAGCUCACGGAAACACACCAUUCUAAAUAGUCUAGUGCUCAAGUCAUGUUCCAUGUCAGCAAGAUUAGUGUGUCUGGAUGUGGUGGAAGGCUAUGGUCAGCUAUCCUAUUGUCGGUUAAUAUACCGAUAUGUUUUCUAUUGACCUCUAGGACUUCCACUAUUCUUCCAGUUCCUGUUUGUAAAGGUUUGUCUUUGCAAAUAACGGCACCCUUAUUUUGACUACAAUAGACCACUGUUUUUCUUUUCCUUGGUAUUUGUACUACUUAUGUUCUCUGAAUUAAACUAGUUGUAAAAAGGCUUCUUACA